This is a messenger RNA of Penicillium maclennaniae, 819 nucleotides long. Its product is annotated as SDR family NAD(P)-dependent oxidoreductase. Bases 1 to 819 code for a protein of 272 amino acids. The record is from RefSeq and is a predicted model, not a curated record. The transcript has a single exon. Gene Ontology annotation, molecular function: oxidoreductase activity, acting on the CH-OH group of donors, NAD or NADP as acceptor. Lineage: Eukaryota; Fungi; Ascomycota; Eurotiomycetes; Eurotiales; Aspergillaceae.
AUGGCGGAGUUUCUCCAGCGUCUCGGAUUGAAUGAUGAGGCUAAACAGGCAGACUAUCUGCGGCUUCUUGGACUAAAUAACGGGGCAGCAAUAGCUUCCUAUGUCAAAGAACAUCACGAUACUGAUCCAUUUAUCACUCCGUCGGGACAAGAGCUCGCAGGCAAGUCCGUUUUUCUCACAGGGGUAUCCAAGGGGAUCGGGCGAGAGACUGCAAUCCGAUGCGCUGAGGCUGGAUGUGAGAAGCUGGCGAUAGCUGCUCGUUCCUCGCUCGACGAUGUCGUCAAACAAAUCGAAAACAAUGCCCGCAAGGCCGGCCGCAAUUCACCGCAGACUCUCGCUUUGCAAGUUGACGUCGCCUCUGAAGAGUCGGUCCGUACAGCCGCCCAAACAGUCAGUGAAGCAUUUGAUGGGAAGCUUGACAUUCUCAUCAACAAUGCGGGCUAUUUACCUGAGUUCAAGCCCAUGACCGACUCAGACCCGAGCGACGGGUGGAAAGGCAUGGAGAUCAACGUGAAGGGGACAUUUCUGUGCAGUCACUAUCUACUUCCGCUGGUGUUGAAGUCAGACACCAAGGUAGUUAUCAACAUAACCUCUCAUGGCGCCAGCUUCCUAACACAAGGGGGAUCCUCAUAUUGUGCGUCAAAGCUGGCAGUCGGUCGAUUGACCGAAUUCCUGGCUAGCGAUUAUCGAGACCAGAACUUGAUCGCUAUCUCGGUGCAUCCGGGUGUCGUCAAGACUGACAUGCGAUACGGGCUUCCCGAAGCUUUACGUGAUGCCCUGAUUGAUGAUGCAAGUCUUCCGGCUGAUACAAUUGUGUGA